This is a messenger RNA of Acanthoscelides obtectus, 2129 nucleotides long. The record is from the annotation of a GenBank genome assembly. NCBI's taxonomy places the organism in Eukaryota, Metazoa, Arthropoda, Insecta, Coleoptera, Chrysomelidae.
CAGCUUUUGUUUAGUUUUUUUGGCAAACAUUGCUACGCCUCAAAUUUUAUAUAUCGCCAUUCGUAUCCCUCAAUAUUUUAUUCAAAGCUUCUUUAUUUUUAUAACAUUCUAGCAGAGGUAGCAAAAAUGUCCGAUGAGCUGGUAACGCCGCAAUCUAGGUGACAAGAUCAACUGUCAAAACGUAUGUCUAUCCCGGGGUAGCGACGGAGUCAUUUAGUACGUCAAAGCGGCAGUUUUCCAAUCUUCAUUUGCGGUGUCUAACGAUUUCGAUUCGAGAAAAAGUACGCUACGGAUAAUCUUCGAGAAUCUAGUAGAUAGUAGAAUAUAUUUCAAUAGUUGUCUUUCGUGGCCAUGUUAUCUUUACUCGGGCAUUUGCACAUAAUAAUGCAAUAGCAGUAAGCUCAAAGCUGUAGGGUCUAUAAAACUUAUACCGACACGCAAUCUCUUGGAUAAUUAUUCAUAUUUCAUCAAAAUGAAUGGAACAUCUCCAAGUGUAUCCUUUGAAGACUUUGAAAACAUCUGUAGGGCUUGUUUGAAACAGGGCAUCUUAAAACCUUACAAAAGUACGGACCACGUAAUGUUAUACCAACGUUUAAUUGAUUCAAAGGAAUCACAAGAUAAGUUACAUUUUAUUUUAUGUGAAUAUUGUUGGAAUAAGCUGGAAGAUAUAUUUGUCUUUGCAACAGCCUGCAUGAAAAGUGAAAAAUAUCUGAGAAGCAUUUGGUUGGAAAGACAGGAGCCACAGAAUCAGAAUUCCUUAAGACAGAUAGUGAAAGAGGAAGGAUCACCCUUGCCUUCUCCUACGUAUAGCGAUGAUGGUGAUGAAUCUCUUGAGGAAUCUUCCCCUAAAAGUAGCUGCUCUAGUACCCCAAAAAAAAUAUACCAUUCCAGAAAGGCUCAACCCUCCAGUUGUGAAGCCUGCCAAGCCAGCUUCAAAACAAAAAAGUUGCUAUUAAAUCAUCAACUAAAAAGCCUGAAUUGCAAAAUAAAAAAUCACAAAUGCACAAUAUGCAGCAAAGCCUUUUUUACGAAAUUUAGACUUAUGACUCAUGCAAAAAUGCAUACAUCUGAUACACCAUUUGAGUGCAAAGAUUGCUUUAAGUUAUUUAAGUAUCAGUCUAGUUUAAAAAGGCACGUGGGGAGUGUGCACAAAGGGUUGAAGCCGUUCAAGUGUGAAAUUUGUGGAAAAGAUUUUUACACUCAAAAUGUGAAAGAUGACCAUGAAAGUAUCCAAAGAGGUGUGCGUCAAUAUGAUUGCUAUAUCUGCAACAGCAAAUUCUCAUCAUACUCCGAGCAUUUUUGCCAUGAAGCUAUGCAUAAAGUACAGAGUGAUAAAACAUCAACUAAGCAUUUCAAACUGAUUGGAACACAAACACUGGCAGUCAAAAAGAAAAUUCGUGUGCAGAACUUGUGGCAAAUCCUUCAAUAAAAAAGCCCAGCUUAAAGAGCAUGUGAGAAUACACCAAGGUUUGAAACCCCUUGAGUGCAAAACAUGCAAAAAGUCGUUCAGACAUCUCAGCACUUUGAAAAUUCAUGCAAAGAUAAGCAGUGGCCUGAAGCCACAUAAGUGUAACGUUUGCUCUAAAAGCUUUGUGCAGAGUGAGCAUUUGAAACAACAUAUGAGGAUUCACUCUGGAGAGAAACCUUACAAAUGUUCAUUUUGUGAAAAAACGUUUACUAUGAAAUGUAAUUAUGAGGUUACAUACAGGAGAAACGCCCUAUAAAUGUGUCGUGUGUGGAAAAGGAUUUUAUAAUUCUAGCGGCUUGAAAAGGCAUCAAAACACUCACAAGAAGACAGGAUUGAUAUCAAAAUGAAUUUAGAGAAGCUAAGAAUUGUCUUUCGACACUUUCAAUUGAUUCUGGAUUACGGUAAUAGAUGGCAAUUACAAGUACUGUUACAAAUGGAAAAGUCUGGUCAAUUGCCAUUUAUACUCAACCAUGUCUUCUUGUUUGUUUAAAAUUUAUAGAGCAUUAAUACUACAAUUUAUAAUUAUUCGUUCACAAGUUUUUUAAGUCAAUUUUCUGUACUUUUAUAUUGAUAAAGUGAUUUUUUAAUUGCACCUUAAAUUUUAAAUUCAAAUACGCCCUUUGAAAUACAGAUAUGUUAUGUUUCUAUUACAAUCGUGCAG